AGGUCGAGGAGACGCAGCAGGACUCUUGUUCGCAGCGUUCCGAUGGCGAAACAUCAGCGCUGGUGUUGGUGCGGUCGCUCCUAGAGGAAAAGCAAUCACUUCUUUCCGCUCUGCUCCAGGCAGGACUCAUUUUUCCACCACCACGAUGUGGGACGCGCGCGUGUCCGCGGAGUGCUCCCUCUCCGUCCAGUCGCGGCCGCUCCACUGAAGGGGGAUCCCGGCUCCCUGUCCAUCCUCUUCUCCCUUUGGAACGAGAGGAGUUUGCAUGCAAAAGGUGGUUUGUCGCGGCAAGCCAUGGAGGGACUUGCCUAAAGAGGACCCAACAUAGCUUAAAAGUUUUGGACUUUUUAACCCCCCCUUCCCCUUUCUUUUUUAUUUUUUUAUUUUAUUUUUUGUGAGUCAUCUCUCCAGAAGUCUCUUUUUCCAUCAUCAUGGCUGAGAAGCUUGGACCAUCUGGGCCCAAGCCCACGACUGUGCGAGCUGCACCUUCACUACCCCCUGAACCCAUCGACAUCAUCCGCACCAAGGCCCGUUCCCGCAGAGUCCGCCUUAACGUCGGGGGUCUGAACCACGAGGUCCUCUGGCGGACCCUGGACCGGUUACCGAGGACGAGACUGGGGAAGAUGCGAGACUGCAACACCCACGAGUCCCUGAUGGAGAUCUGUGACGACUACAGCCUGAACGAGAACGAAUACUUCUUCGACAGGCACCCGGGGGCCUUCACCUCCAUUCUGAACUUUUACCGCACGGGCAAGCUGCACAUGAUGGAGGAGAUGUGCGCCCUUUCCUUUGGCCAGGAGUUGGACUAUUGGGGGAUUGACGAGAUCUACCUGGAGUCCUGCUGCCAGGCUCGUUACCACCAGAAGAAAGAGCAGAUGAACGAGGAGCUGCGCAGGGAGGCAGAGACGCUGAGGGAGAGGGAGGGAGAGAUAGAGUUUGAUAACACCUGCUGCCCGGACAAGAGGAAGAAACUGUGGGAUCUCCUGGAGAAGCCCAGCUCAUCGGUAGCUGCCAAGAUUCUAGCCAUCAUAUCAAUUCUGUUUAUCGUCCUCUCCACCAUCGCCCUGUCGCUGAACACGUUACCCGAGCUCCAGGUCAUGGACGAGUUUGGCCAGGCCAAUGACAACCCCCAGCUGGCCCACGUGGAGGCCGUGUGCAUCGCAUGGUUCACCAUGGAGUAUCUCCUUCGCUUCCUGUCCUCUCCGAACAAGUGGAAGUUCUUCAAAGGCCCGCUGAAUGUUAUUGACUUACUGGCCAUUCUGCCGUACUACGUCACCAUAUUCCUCACAGAGUCCAACAAGAGUGUGCUGCAGUUCCAAAACGUGCGUCGCGUGGUGCAGAUAUUCAGGAUCAUGAGAAUAUUGAGGAUCCUGAAGCUCGCCAGGCACUCCACGGGGCUGCAGUCUCUAGGGUUCACUUUGAGAAGGAGCUACAACGAACUCGGUCUGCUUAUAUUAUUUCUGGCCAUGGGCAUCAUGAUAUUUUCCAGCUUGGUCUUCUUUGCUGAAAAAGAUGAGGACGCCACCAAAUUCACCAGUAUUCCUGCCUCAUUCUGGUGGGCCACCAUUACCAUGACUACAGUAGGCUAUGGUGAUAUUUACCCACAAACCUUGCUUGGAAAGAUUGUGGGAGGACUAUGCUGCAUUGCAGGAGUGCUGGUCAUAGCCCUACCCAUCCCCAUCAUCGUCAACAACUUCUCCGAGUUCUAUAAAGAGCAGAAGAGACAGGAGAAGGCCAUCAAGAGGAGGGAGGCACUGGAGAGAGCCAAGAGGAAUGGCAGCAUCGUGUCAAUGAACCUAAAAGAUGCGUUUGCUCGAAGUAUGGAACUCAUGGAUGUGGUAGUAGAGAAGGGAGAGGAUAAGCCGUCCCUUGACAACCACCUGACCCCGAGUCGUUGGGGCGGCUCAACCGGGCACGCGUCCUCAGAAAGCAAUCUGCGAUCACCGGAUAAAAGAAACCCAGAGUUCCUAUCGCAAUGCUCCCCCCAUCGUAUAACCAUCAACACCACUGGAAGUCCACGGCAGAUAAGCAGGACCCCGCAGCACCUCAGUGUCCAGAAACUGGAGGAGAUGUACAACCAAAUGACCAGGUCGCAGUCCUUCACCAAUCUCAACACCAUGAGCUCCAUGAGCACUCUGAGCACAACUAUGACGGCCCCCGGCUCACCGAAGAAAUCCGUCAGCACUGAAUCCACGCUGAAGGAAGGCGUGCAGCUGGAGAUGAAGGAAGUCCAGCCCUCUUCAGGAGAUACGGUUGCCAGCUGUUCAGCAGAUUUCCCAAAGCAGGGUUCCAACUCGGGGGAGAAGUACGCCGGGCCGUGUCAGAUCAGACACCCCAAAGCCCCACCUUUUCUAGAUCUGAGCCAGCUGAGGAGCAGCGAUGGCCAGAGCUCUCCUGGUGACGUAUUAAAAGAGGACUUCUAUGAAUCUGUUAACCCGCGUGAAGCAUCAGAGUUACAUAACAGUGCUGUGGAGAAUAUCCGGAGCUCUCUAACAGGAAAUAACCCUCUAAAAGUGAAAGGGUUAAAGGUCAACUUCACUGAAACCUCCACUGAAGGUCCUCUAACGCCACCUAGCACUACCUCUCCUGGUGACAUCAGCUCCAGCAUCCUGGAGGACGAGUCCCCGGCGGGAGAGCUGUCGCCGCUCAUUCCCGGUUCAGCGGACGACACCUGCAACCUCUCCCCUAAGAGACUGGUGGUAGACACCCCGCCUGGUGACGAGGAUCAAUCCACAGAUAACCAUGAGGAGAAACAUCUGAUGGAGGAGGCCGGUGCCGCAGUUGCACCCUUGUCACCUAAGACAACAGCACAAAAUUGCACCCAAGGUUUGGUUGGGGCAGGUGAGGAGCUGAAGGCUGACAGCAACCAAAGUGGACACAAAGUAGAGAACCACAUGUUUACAACUGAUAUCCACCUGAUACCUGGAGAAGGCAACCUGUCCCCAACCUGUGAAACCAGUAUGUGAAUGUAAGGGAAGUACGGAGUGACAACAGACCUUCUACAACAUCAGCCUGGUGUGUCGGAGAUCAGGACAAAAAAAAAGGGUCACGGGUGCAGUUGCUGUGAAAGAUAUCCUUGCAUGGCAUGACAAGUCUCUUUUACUUGUGUUGUUGUGUAUUGCUGAAAAAGAAACUGCAGUGCUUUGUGCAGAUUUAUGAAUGACUUUGGAGGAAAGCACGAUCUCAAAGAGGAAGAGGAGGCUCUGAAAAUACAACAAAUUCAUCAACUAAUGUAGACACAGGUUCUCUCAGUGUACAUAAUGACUGUCUCCUUUUCUAGCAAGAGAGGUAAAUGCACAGAGGGACUCAUCUGUAAAAAAGCAUGCAUUCAAAACAGACUGAUAUUUAACGGUGCUUAGUCUGCUGAAAGCGCUCCACUGUAUAUACUCGGACAUGUCAGGCAAUGACAAUGCACAGGAUUGAAAAGGAAAAGUGAAGGUACAAAUAUUUGUAAUGUGAAAAGUAGGGGUGGGGGUUUGAAUCAACAGCCAUCAAACUGGGUGUUGCAUCGUAGCGACUUAUUAAAAAAACAAAACAUAUCAUUAGAAAUGCAAAGUGUUCCCAUUAUGAACCUGUAAUGUUUUUCUGUUUUUCUUACGUAAAAUGGUGUAUGAAUCUGUAACCUUGAUGUCGUUGCUUUGGGUUUUCAUAGCAGCUGUUGAACUUUCAGUUGGAGCAUCCGGUAGUCAGUCUCUGCAUUAAAAACACCUCUAUUCCUCUGAAGGGAAUACACCUGGACUGCAGUUGCCAAACAUGUAUUUAACGAGAUAAGAGUUAUUGGUAAAUAUUCAUCAUGCAGUCUCAGAAUUUAGGACAAGGUUUAAAAUCCAUUUGAUUUCAUCCAAAUCACGGGAAAUUAUCUUAUUUAUUAGAAAUAUCAAUAAAAUAUAUAUAUAUAUAUUUAUAUAUAUAUAUAUACAUUAGUACUUUUAAGAAUGAAUAACGGAUAUGUAGGCUUCUAUUGGCAGUAGAAAAUGUUUAAAGUAGCUAAGUGAGAUCCUUUGAAAUUCAGCACAGUGCAUCUGUUCAGUAAUACAGAUACCUGCUUUAUUGUUAGUAUCUACUCUGGCAAAUGAGAUGGGAUAGACUAUCACAUAAAUGACAAUAUUCCUCCCGAUAUCAGUGGACCAAACGAAGCACACUUACAAGCUUCCAUCAGUCUCAGCUGCAUCAUAACAUAUAUGGUAACAACAUGUAUCAUGACAGUAGUUAUGUUUGUUCCUUACGGUUUGUUUACCUGCAUCGUGUUAAAUUGUGUGCUGUACUCUUGUGUCCCGAUGUCAUUUUUCCCAUACUACUGCAACUUUACCCAAUCCUGCUGAUUAUAUGGCUUUCUUUUAUUUUAUUUUAUUUUUUCCAUCAUAUAACUGUGGUGUCCUGGACUGUAAUUUAUUGGGUUUCUUUUUUUUUUUUUUUUUUUUUUUGUGAAGCAAAACUAUUUUCAGUCAAACUUUAACCCAAAGGAGUAAUUAUUUAUUGUCUUCUCUAUUAUUUUCUCUGUAUCAAUACUGACUGAAAAUAUCUGUUGUAUGUUGCCUUUGAUUCCAAUUUAUCGCUGGAAUAUUUGUUCACUGUCUCGGCGUGACUCUUAUCUGAGCAUGCUCAGAGGGUGUUUGUGAAAGCCGCACAAACCAGAAUGGUAAUUAUAGAAAGAACAUGGCUGAGUUAGUUGUUUGUUUUAUUGUUUUUGUUAUUAUUAUCAUGUCUUUUUUUUUCACUGAGAGAUGUGGAAUGUGCAAUACAGCAUACUGCAAUCUAUGCAGGCCAAGAAUUGUGGCACUUUAUUUUAUGUCUAUGGGAAUUUGUACAGGCAGAAAUUACUUGUAUUUUUCAAAUCUUAUAUCUUUAAUAUGAGGUUAAACAGUGUUACAGCUACCAGAAUCUCACAAACAAUGCAAAUAAGAAUUUGACUUUUACUUUUUCGUAUAACAAGGCUGGCAAAAAUGCUGCUAAGCUCCAUCAUGCCAGGUAUGGAUGGACUUCAGAUUUAAUUACCUGCGGAAAUAGGAAACCAAAUUGACCACCAGGACUUUUAUAUUGUUGUUAGAUUUGCAUAAAUAUCUAAAAAAUGUCUGUGGAAGAUAACAUGAUCUAACUUCAUUGGCCGCAAGCAAAGGGUUUUGUGUUUUUUGUGAAGUGAUGCUGAGAGUGAUUCUAUAUUUUCUAAACCAAAAUGGAGCACGACCACAAUUUCCUGCCAUACGGUGGUUGAAAUCAUGCGUGCCUUUUCAUAAAACUGCUGUUUAUGAGAAGGUAGCAAGUCAUUUUGCUUUGUUCAUAUAGCACUGUACAGAAAAUUCUAAUUUUAUAGGAGAAAUCAGGUCUUUAUGUAAUAGAUACAAGUAAUGUUAUUGAGUUCUCAGGUUUUCUAUAACUCUCUGACGCUUUCAUUGGAUAGAUUAUCUGUUUUUUCUUUAACAGCUUACAUCAACAAGCUAUUUCUGUGUUGAAAGACGUUGUUAAAUCCACAUUGAUGUCUUGCUUCUUGGAGUAAGGACCCACAGUAUAUGUCCCUCCUUAUGGGUAAAUCAGUGUACAACAUUCAGGAUUCACCCACACCAGGCUCACCCACUGACAUGUGAUUCGUUCAUUAGACCAUUCAUUCCUAUGGGAACCUCUUUAAUCGCUGAAGUAGUAGCAAAUUCCCUUCCUUCCUGUGUUUUUCCAAACAUUUGCCUCACCUAUUGAAAAAUGUUACUCUUUAGGUUCAUCUUGGAGAGAAUGUGCCACCACUGGAUUGUUACCAACAACUAGCGACUUCGAAAUUGAAUAAGCUACAAAUGAAGGCUGUUGGAAAAUAGCGAAUAAGUUACUGUGCUUCUUUUCUGGCUACAAGUUUAUGCUGUUAUGAGAAUAGCUUAUCUUCAAUGGCAGCAACAAGUUGGUGUAAUCGGUGUGAGCAUCAUUAGCCUUAGCAUCAAACCAUGCCAAUAAAAUGGUAUCAGAGUUCAUCAGAGACCAUGUUGGACUGGGACUGAUGGGGAGCAUGUUAUGGAUUUCAACUCAGUGCUAAAGCUAACAACAAUAACAUUCAAUUCAAUUCAAUUUUAUUUAUAUAGCGUCUAAUACAAUAAAAGUUGUCUCUAGGCGCUUUCCAGAGACCCAUACCCAGAACAUGACCCCCGAGCAGUUAUUACAUAAACAAUGGCAGGUAAAAACUCCCAUAGUGGGAGAAAAGCCUUAAGCCAAACAGUGGCAAGGAAAAACUCCCCUUUAGGAGGGAAGAAACCUUGAGCAGGACCAGGCUCAUAAGGGGGGACCCUCCUGCCGAGGGCCAGACUGGUGGGUCAGGGACAGCAACAGCACAGCAGGCAGGUGGAAGCAGCAACGGGAUGACCAGGGGUGGGGACCGCAGGCCAGCACGCAGCUCCCGAAGCUCCGGCCCAAUCACCACAUUGUUAAUGCCACCUCAUUGCUGCCAUGGCUGAGAAACAUAUUCUUUAGUUUCUAACACCCUCCACUUCACAGUUUCACUACAUCGUCAAACAACUUGAAGUAUUCAUUUUUUGUUUUCAAAACACGUAAUGCAAAUAAAAUGUUUUUUUUUAAUCAUUGAAAAGCAGCUAGGUGAGAAAUGUACAGGUUCUCAUAGGAAUUAGUGGACUGACACCUAUCACACGAGUGUAAAAAAGUAAAUUAAAUCAAGGUGUAAAGAACUGCGCUCUCUUGUGUUGAACACCAACAGACAUGUUACGAAAAGGGCAAGUGGAAAGGAGGCAUUAAAGCAGUGAGCCGGAUCACAGUGAGGAAGAGGACUCUGCUGUCCCGGCGCGGACCGUCUGGAUCACACCACCAAGACCACCAACACCACCAAGACCACCAAGACCGCCAUUCCCUGCAACUUCAGAGACUCAAACCGUUGAUCAGUGGGUAAAAAGGAAAGAUGGAUGAGAAAAGAAGCACUGUCCUCCCAAACGGUUACAUUUCAUCCGUGAUCAUUUGUGGUCCAUACUUUAUUUUUUCUUCCUGUGUACAUACAGUCUAUGGUACAUACUGUAUGCCUGAAGUAGCAUAAUGUUCCUCAGUAAUCAGACAUUCACAUUAGGCCCCAUGAAGUCAUCUUUGUGAAGUGGCCGAUCCCUUACCGAAAACCCGUAUUCUUGGGUACUCUCCGACAUUACAGUACAUGGGGGAUCAGUGAUGGUUUGUUGUUUAGAUUUUCAUGUUUUUUUUGUUUUUUUUAUCAGAAAAAAAAUGAAGGGAGUUUAGAUGAUUUUCUCUACCUGUACAUUCAGUUUUUCAUCCCUCGUUUGUAGUAAUCAUGUUUCCAUGUUAGCCUUCAGUAAUCCUUCAUUUUGACAGAUACGGUAGAGAAACAAGGGAGUUCGGAUUGGUCAGCUAUAUCCCUUUGGGAUGAAGUUUGUGUGGAAAUGAAUUCUGUGAGCUGAAAGCAAAAGGACCGCGGUGUCUUACUGUCUCACGGUGGCAUAUUCAUCUGUGAUACUGUACAGAGUGGAACUGUUGUGUCUUUAUUUUCUAUGAGAGAAUGUAUAUUGUCUGUGUUGCUCAUUCGUGCUUCCCAACACCCUCUCCUUGAUAAAGCAGCAUCGUUUGUUCCUAUGUCUCUGUAUAUUCUGCCUCUUAAACCUGUAUUUUGAUUUCUUUGUUUUCUCUGUUUGGCUAUGAGACAUUAUCGUUAGACACAUUCUGAGCUACAGACUGUUUCUGUACAAAGCAACAUCUUUGUAUGCAUGUAGUAGUCUGAGCAAUUAUGUGACCACAGAACACUAUGGUACACGUAUGUCAACAUUUCUGUAGCGCAUUGUUCCCCAUUACAUCUAUUAGCAUUAUGCAGAAUAACAAAUAAAUGUGUAAA
Cololabis saira (Pacific saury) is the source of this 7816-nucleotide messenger RNA. It is a transcript of the gene kcnb2b, whose product is annotated as potassium voltage-gated channel subfamily B member 2b. Gene Ontology annotation, cellular component: membrane; voltage-gated potassium channel complex. The record is from RefSeq and is a predicted model, not a curated record. Lineage: Eukaryota; Metazoa; Chordata; Actinopteri; Beloniformes; Belonidae. Gene Ontology annotation, biological process: potassium ion transmembrane transport; protein homooligomerization. Gene Ontology annotation, molecular function: protein binding; delayed rectifier potassium channel activity. Bases 432 to 2966 code for a protein of 844 amino acids. The transcript has 3 exons.